UACAGAACAACAAAAUAAAUAAAUAAUAAAAAUAAUAAUAGAUUAACCUCCAGCUUUUCUAAUACCAAAUUAUCAACAAAAAAAAGAUAAUAAUAUUCAAUAUAACAAUAAUUACAACAAAUAAUUUAAUUCAAUUAAAGUAAUAGUGAGUUGUCAUACUUGGAUAUAAAAACCCACUGUCAAAAGUUUAAAUAGAAUUAAAAAAAAAAUAUAUAAAACAAUUGUUUAUAAUUGACAUAUUAUAAAUAAAAUGUUUGAGCGUAAAUUAAAGGCCUUGGAUUAUAUGUACUACGACAAAUUCAAUGGAACCGAUGAAAAACAUUUUCGUAAAUUGGUUGUUUGGCUAGAGGAUCAAAAAAUACGUCACUACACAAUCGAAGAUAGAUGUCAUCUGCGAUUAAUCAACAAUGACAAAUGGAAUGAUACAUUUAACAAAUAUACUGAAGAUCUUGGUUGUCCAAUUAACACCAGUAAUUUGGACAAACUUGAGUGGCUUGUUGGACUUGCUGUUCGUCUUGAGUUUGAGGAUAAUUUACCAAAGUACCAGGUUAAAAAAGAAAUUAUCAAUGAAGCUGAUAUUAUACCAAGUGCUGUAUCAAAAAAUCCACUUGAUAAUUUGAACUUUGAUGAUAAUGAUUUUAAAAAUGGAGUAACAAAUUUAUCAAAAUUAUUGAAUAUACCACAACAUCCAGAUCACCUGGUGACACUUGAAGCAUGUAGAAAUUAUAUAACUCAACGAUUAAAUUCAGCAGCAAUUAAAAAUCCAUCAAGUGUCAUUGUCAAGGGUAAACCUUUUCCAAUUGUUGAAGAAUCAUCGAAAGAUAAAAAAGAAGAUAAAGUAAUGAAACACACAGUUGCUGCAUUGGAUCUUUUGUAUAUUCAAGAUCUUAGAAAUCUUCAGACAAUGAUCAAUGAAGCUAUUGUUGCUGUUCAAAAUAUAACAGCUGAUCCAAAGACAGACACUAAAGCUGGUAAAGUUGGUGUUUAAAAAAUGUAAUUAACAAUAUAAUAUUCUUUUUGAUAAUAAAUAUUUAUUUGCAAUGAAUUUGUUAUGUCAUUGAAAAACAUCAAGGAAUGUUAAUAUUAUUUUUUUUAAUAAAUUUAAAAUAUGAAAAUAUUGCAUAAAAGUUUAAAAUAAUUAUAUUAUUUACAAUAGAAAUGUGAUUGUUGUCAAUUUAAAAUAUCCAUUUAAUAAUUAAGUUGAGGUAUUGUGAUGUGAAAAAAAAAAAAAGAAUGUAUUGAUGCACUUUAUGAUAAAGUA
This is a messenger RNA of Aphidius gifuensis, 1261 nucleotides long. RefSeq names its product RNA transcription, translation and transport factor protein. Bases 251 to 988 code for a protein of 245 amino acids. Gene Ontology annotation, cellular component: tRNA-splicing ligase complex. Gene Ontology annotation, biological process: tRNA splicing, via endonucleolytic cleavage and ligation. The transcript is spliced from 4 exons. NCBI's taxonomy places the organism in Eukaryota, Metazoa, Arthropoda, Insecta, Hymenoptera, Braconidae. Gene Ontology annotation, molecular function: RNA binding. The record is from RefSeq and is a predicted model, not a curated record.